Messenger RNA from Panicum virgatum (switchgrass), 1081 nucleotides. Its product is annotated as universal stress protein A-like protein. The transcript is spliced from 4 exons. The coding region runs from base 195 to 701 and encodes 168 amino acids. NCBI's taxonomy places the organism in Eukaryota, Viridiplantae, Streptophyta, Magnoliopsida, Poales, Poaceae. The record is from RefSeq and is a predicted model, not a curated record.
GUCCCUGUCGUGGAUCCACGAAAGUUUGCUCCUCCGCUCGCCGCGUAGCAGCCAUGUGGGCCUGCGCAUCCGCCAAGUUCCAGAAGCCACGCCACCGAGGCACCGAUAGCUUGCAGCAGCAGCAGAUUUAAGGCAGCCUGAGACCGGUGAGAUAGCGAGAAGCUAGAUCGAUCGAGCACUCUGGUUGCCGGACGAUGGCCGCGCGGGCGCCGCAGCUGGGGCAGGGGCAGAGGGUGAUGGUGGCGGUGGACGAGAGCGAGUGCAGCCGCCACGCGCUGGAGUGGGCGCUGCGGAACCUGGCGCCCACGCUGGCGCCGCCGCUGCUGCUGCUCACCGUGCAGCCGCUCGUCCCCCUUGGAUACGUCUCCGCCGCCUCCUUCGGCGCCCCUCUGGGCACCGUUCCCCCUGUAGCUCCGGAGCUCAUCAAAUCGAUGCAGGAUCAGCAGAGGGAGCUCACGCGGGCGCUCCUCGACAAGGCCAAGGCCAUCUGCGCGGAGCAUGGGGUUCCAGUAGAGACAAUUGUUGAGGUAGGAGAUCCGAAGGAGAUGAUAUGUGAAGCAGCUGAGAAAAAAAAUGUCAAUCUGCUAGUCCUUGGAAGCCACAGUCGUGGGCCUAUACAAAGGUUGUUUCUUGGGAGCGUUAGCAACUACUGCGUUCAUCAUUGCAAGUGUCCAGUUCUUGUUGUGAAAAACCAAGGCUGAGGAUUCAUGCAUAGAUCAACUUCCAAUGUUGUCGUAAUUCUGUUUGGGCAUUUAUCAACAUAUAUUAUACACAAUAAUGGGCAAGAUAAUGUUAGUAUUACUUUAGCCAAACACAUUUGGCAAAUAAAGCAUUUUGCUUCAGGACAUUGGAGUGGAGGCUGACAAAAGAGGGGUUUUUUCGUUGAUCAGUAGUGUCUUGCUUCCACACUGGCAUAUGCAUAUUCCGGUUCCGCAGAACUGUAAAUAAGAACUUACUAUGAACUUUGUGCGAAUGCUGUGUCCACCAGCAGAGGCCGGAAUUGUAAGGUUGGUGCUCGCUUUUAUGUUAUGAUCUAUCUUAAUUUUUUGGAGGCGUGGAAACGCUCACAUACAAGUACAAA